AGACUUUGCGAUACACAAUUUUGGUGUACAUUGCGCAAAAGGAAGCAUAUUUUGCUUCACAAAGUCGUAAUUUGUUGGUAGAUUGUUGUUCAAGCUUCACAGAAAUGCCGAAGAAUAAAGGAAAGGGAGGAAAGAACAGGAGGAGAGGAAAGAAUGAGAAUGAAAACGAGAAGAGAGAGUUGAUCUUCAAAGAGGAUGGACAAGAGUACGCUCAGGUCACCAAGAUGUUGGGAAACGGUCGAUUGGAUGCAAAAUGUUUUGAUGGAACGAAACGAUUAUGUCAUAUUCGAGGCAAACUGAGGAAAAAGGUAUGGAUUGGUCAGGGUGAUAUAGUGCUAGUCGGGCUGCGGGAGUUCCAAGAUGAAAAAGCAGAUGUGAUUCUAAAAUACACAGCUGACGAAGCGAGGAGUUUAAAAUCAUAUGGAGAAAUUCCGAUUGUUGCUCUGGACAAAUUGAAUGAAGAGGCCGACAACGUGCUAUUUCAAGAUCGCGACGAUGACUCUGGAGAAGACGAAGACAUCGAUCUCAAUGAUCUUUGAGAUGAGUUUGAGUUUGUUGAUUAUGGCAGAAUAUGGACAGCGUGAGAUGGACAGCUGUAUAAUCAUUGGCUUCUUGGACAUUUAUCCAGUGAUAACCAUAUGCUGACACGGAGCUCUUUUCCUUAGUAAGCCGAGUACGGGGUAAUAUUGUUUAAAGGGUGACUACAGACAGGAGCUAGGGGGUAAUAUUGAUGGUCUUGGUGUCGCAAGUACAAUUGUAUGUGCAGUUAGGGGCUGAGUUGUGUUUCAUUUAGUGAUAUCAAAUUCCUGGUGCCAGUGUGAACAGUUGUAUACUGCAGGAUGAGAGAGACCCCUAUUGGUGAUUUUGUAAUAAGUGCUUACCUGGCUGCUGCCUGACUCCCUUUUUAUGGCCAAUUAUACUUGGUUUACUUUGGAAAAGAGCUCUCAACCUGAAAACAAUAAUGUAAAUGUCCAAUCAAGAUGGUUUCUCACAAAGUAUAAAAGAUUUGAUAGAGUUGUCUUACAUAUAUUUGAGCAAACGGUCUGUUUCUCCAAGAUUUCUUUGAAUUAUCAGUUCAUUCUACGCGAAGUAGCAGUUAUAAUUUUCGCCUCCUCUGUAGACUGGGGGCAGCUUAUUUCUCAGUUGAUUCUUGAACUUGUACCUGACUUGAAUAAAUUGGUAUAAUCUGUCUCAGUGCAUCAGUUUAUAUGUAGCGUAGCUGUUUCAUUGUUCAUGCCUGAGGUAUGGCUGUGAGUAUUUGAAAAUACUUCUUGGACUGACGUUUGGCUGGUAUUAGGCCCCCUUAUUCUAGAUAGAAUCAAAAAUCCAUGAAAAUUUGUUCUGAAGUUUAGUUUUUGCUCUUAAGCCAAUAUUGUUGUACUCCUAAUUAGCUUAAUAAAUGUCAUUGAGGUUGCUCUCUGUCAUUUUGCACUAGCGUUUGGCUGAUAUUAGGCCACUUUACUCCCACUCUAGAUGGAAGAUUAAAAAUCGGAAGAUUUGUUCUGAAGUUUAGUUUAGUCUAAAGCCAAUAUUGUUGUACUCCUUGCUUAAUGAAUAUCAUUGAGGUUGCUCAAUGUCAUUUAGAAUAUGUUCUGUUGACUGGUUAAUAGCAAUACAGAAAACAAAAUUGGCAGAAACAUUGAAAGUCUGCAACAGUAAUUAGGACACAAUAGAAUUUCUGCCCAACAAAAUAGGCGAACGUUUUCAUCCAGCCUUGAGAUCCAAAUAAAUACACAAUGGUUAAUGUUGCAGCUCUUUUCUCCUCAAAUAACAUCAGCUUCUUUGAUGAGAGAAUUCUAUCGGAGCAAAUAAGUCGCUGGUGGCUCGAUUUCUAAAUGUCUCUUUUCAAACUAUUCUACAUGUGCUUGUACUGCAUGGAGUUGUUUUUGUCAAUAAGGUAUAGAGAGAUAGGGGAAAGUUUCAAGUGGUGCCGGUCAAUUUUUACAAUGUAGCACAAGGGAAUGGAAGAAGGGCUAACUGAAUUUUGAAAAAUCGUUGAGGUUGAGGGUCGAUGUGUUACACCGUUGCUCAUUUUCAAAACACAUGUAUAUAAAAUUUCAUUCUGAAUUGUCGUUUAUGUGUUUAAAUCUUUAUGGCUUUUUGCAUUUGGAAAGCUCUCCUCAAUUAGGCGACAUUGAUUAUCAAAUACAAAAACAAAUUGCAGGGCUCUCCUUACAAACAUCAAUCAUCUCAUGCAUGCAUCACUCACUAUACUAUGGUUAGCAUAUAAUUUCCAUAUGAUGACCAAAUGAAAAAAUUGAUUCGUCGUCCACAUUUUUGUUCUUUAGCAGUGAAAAGACAAUGUCUUUUGUUUAUCUGUUAAGGAAUUGAUACUGAACUGGAGCUUUUGGUUGUAUCACCAUACACCAGCAACUCAAAUUUGAUAUCUACUAGGCAUCCACCGAGAAUCUGCUUCCAAAAUAUUUGUAUCCCCACCCAAGAGGUUAUGGUUGCCUCACCAAAACCCCUGUGGUCAAAAUGAGGCUAGUUCAUAAUCCAUUACCAGAAGGAAACAUUGUAACCAAGGUGUUGUAACAAGAUGUUGUAAGAACUGCAUCCUAUCGACGAAAAAUAUGGCACCCUGCAAUCCAUGUGCCAUCCUACUCUGAAGCGGAAAAUAAAUAAUAUUUUCAUGGCCAUAUUUA
Lineus longissimus is the source of this 2645-nucleotide messenger RNA. RefSeq names its product eukaryotic translation initiation factor 1A, Y-chromosomal-like. Gene Ontology annotation, molecular function: RNA binding; translation initiation factor activity. The coding region runs from base 105 to 539 and encodes 144 amino acids. The transcript is spliced from 5 exons. The record is from RefSeq and is a predicted model, not a curated record. Gene Ontology annotation, cellular component: cytoplasm. Gene Ontology annotation, biological process: translational initiation. NCBI's taxonomy places the organism in Eukaryota, Metazoa, Nemertea, Pilidiophora, Heteronemertea, Lineidae.